CGGGUUUGGAGUACCUUCACCAUGGUCAAUGACUACCACCUUCCAAGGCUGACGGUCGAGCAGGCCGAGACAGAGGUGGCCCUGGAAAUUCUUAAGGCCGGCUACUAUAGCGUACAGCUCCAACUCGCUCGGCUGGAAAGGGAGGAGGAGCUGAUUAGAGCUCGGACAUCGGCGGAGCAGGCAACUGCUGAUGUGCUACAGGCCACGAAGCAAGAGCAGAAGAAACUUGAAGCUGAGCUUGGCCAACUCUGGGUGGAUCUUGCUAGUUCUCAGGCCAAGGUUGCCGCUCAGUUCUCAUGAAUGCGAUCCUCAGAUCCCGGACGGCCCCCGGGAAGUCAGGGUGGACUUAUCCGCAGUUCUAUCAGCAGCCCAGACCACAUAUCUAUCCUCUGAGGAGUUCAAGAAGGCUGCUGAGGAGCACGGACUAGCUCAAGCGGGUGCCCUAUUCGAGAAGCGCCUGGAGCAGCUCCCCAAAGGCCCGGUUCGUCUUGAGGAGGGGGUGAAGCUGACCGAUUAAACUGAGGUCGGCAAGAAGUGGGUCGAUGCUCUGGCCAAGGAUACCUAUGUCUCUGGCUUCCAGCGGGUUAUGGAGGUCAUGAUGCCGAUCCUGGUGCGGUUUGUCAGUCGGCCGAUUGAGAUCAAGGAAUUCUAUGAGGACAGAGUUCUCCUGGCCCAGUUCGACAAAUACCAUCACAAUUUACAGAGGCAGCCCGAUCGGGCAGCAGGCAAGGAACCUGAGCCCCCAACUGAUGAUGAAGCUGACGAAGAAGCCAAUGAUGAGGUCGAAGAGCAGAAUGCUGGCCAGUAGUUAUUUCGAUAAUUUCUUUUGUGUAUUUGCCUGUCCUUUUUUUCUCUUUCACUCCUUAAUGUAUAUUCCGG
Molecule: messenger RNA, 879 nt
Organism: Cuscuta europaea
Lineage: Eukaryota; Viridiplantae; Streptophyta; Magnoliopsida; Solanales; Convolvulaceae
Source: the annotation of a GenBank genome assembly